Molecule: messenger RNA, 5738 nt
Organism: Cydia pomonella (codling moth)
Lineage: Eukaryota; Metazoa; Arthropoda; Insecta; Lepidoptera; Tortricidae
Product: glutathione synthetase-like
Exons: 15
Coding region: 162-1757 (531 amino acids)
Biological process (GO): glutathione biosynthetic process
Cellular component (GO): cytosol
Molecular function (GO): glutathione synthase activity; glutathione binding; ATP binding
Source: RefSeq, a predicted model, not a curated record
GCUGUCUGUCACUGUCAAGUCGGUGAAGUCGGCAGUCAGCUUAAAAAACAACGUAAAACAACACAAAAAAUUUAAUUAAAAGCCUCGGUAUUUACAAACCUCAAAGUCGUUUACUAUAAAAAUUAGUGGUAUAAAAUUUUACAAGUUUUUUUCAUAGCAAGAUGUCGCAAGCCCGGUUCACAUCAUGCAUUCCUUUACCGUUGGAACAUAAGACGCUGGUAGCAGUUAUAGAGAAGGCCAAGGACUGGGCUCUCAUGCAUGGAGUAGGCAUGAGAGACAAGAAGAACUUCACCAAGGAUGCUAUCCAGAUUGCACCCUUUGUAUUGCUGCCAUCUCCGUUCCCUCGGACCGAGUUCAACAAGGCUGUAGAGCUGCAGCAGGUUCUGAAUGAGCUCAUGCAUAAGGUUGCCCAUGACGACGAUUUUCUGGAACAUACGCUGCAAAACGCACUUCAAGUCGACGAGUUCACGGCCAACCUCUACGACAUAUGGGUCAAAGUCCGGAAGGAGGGCAUCGCUCAACCGGUAUCGCUAGGCAUGCUGCGCUCCGACAUUAUGCUGGAGUCGCGCUGCCCGCACACGGAGAACCAGUGCGCGAAGCACACGCCCUACUGCUCCUGGAAGCAGGUCGAGAUCAACAGCAUCGCGUCCGGGUUCGGCCAUCUUGGGCCCACCCUCAGCCUGGGGCUGUUCCGCUCGGACUACCUGAUGCAGCAGCCGGACUGCAAUAAGAUAAAACAAGUGGAGUUUAACACGAUCGCGUCGAGUUUCGGCGCCAUCUCCUCGAACCUUCCCGCCAUGAAUCGCUACAUCUUGCGGCAGUUGGGAUUCGGUGAACUUAUAAAGAACAUGCCAGAAAACAAGGCCCUCUCGGGCCUCUGCUCCGGCAUUAUAGAGGCCUACGAUCUAUUCGGGGUACCCGGUUCAGUAGCCUUGUUUGUGGUCGAAGAAGUGUCCUACAACAUCUGCGACCAGCGCUUUCACGAGUUCGAGAUAUCGGAGACACGGCCCGACAUUAUAAUAUACAGAAAAACACUGAAUGAAAUAUUCGAAGAAACGUCACUUAACGACAAAAAACAAUUAAUGCUAGACGAUAAAGUGGUCGCCGUUGUGUACUACAGAUCUGGGUAUGAACCGGCGCAGUAUCCAUCUCAAAAGGAAUGGGAUGCGAGGCUCAGAGUAGAACGAUCCACGGCCAUCAAAUGUCCGUCCAUCCACUACCAGCUGGCUGGUACGAAGAAGGUACAGCAGGCGCUAGCGGCUCCCGGUGCGCUCGAACAAUUCCUAGGCGCUGGCGCUAUUUCGGGCCGAGUAAGGGAUAUUUUCACUGGACUGUACUCGUUGGACUUCGACGACAGCGGAGAGCGAGCGGUCGAGAUGGCUCUAGAAGAUGCUGAACGGUUCGUGCUGAAACCCCAGCGAGAGGGAGGCGGCAACAAUUUAUAUGGAGCUGACGUCCGCGAAGCGUUACUUCGAAUGAGACACAGUCGCGAACGGGCCGCAUACAUCCUCAUGGAGCGGAUAUUACCACCGCUGGUAUCCGGUUACGUGGUGCGGCCGGGCGGGCCGGUGCCGCCGCCGCUCGCCGACCUGGUGUCCGAGCUCGGCAUCUUCGGUGUUAUCAUCGGAUCAAAAGACAAAAUCUACAGCAACCGACAAGUAGGCCACAUGCUGCGUACUAAGCUCGCGGACGCGAACGAGGGCGGCGUCGCGGCCGGCCUCGGGGCUCUCGACUCGCCCUACCUACUCGACCUCUAACCUAAGAGAAUUUAUUGUAAUCGAGAGAUUGAUCGGAUACUCCACCGAACACUGUCUAUGAUCGUAAUAUGAUAACAAUCAUACUAGCCGUGUCUUAUCCGACCUCGACAUUGGCAGUAUCAUCAACACCUUGAUGGAGCCAUAAAACGAAAAAUGUAUUGAUAGAUGGAGCUGAACAGCGCCAUCUCCUGUCAAUUUGAAGCACGAAAUUGUUUUAGAUUUUACGCAUCUUGUUCGACCAAUCUGUCUUUGCUGUAACUCACAGCUACUCGAUAUACUCGCCUUGUUACCCGUCCGUACAGUGCCAUCAUCAGACAUAUCGGAGCGAGAUGUUGACAAAUAUCUGAACCAAACCUCUUGGCAGGGGAUAAGUUAUAAGGAAUAUCAGCCCGUUAUAAGGAAGGUUGUUUAGUAAAAUUGAAAUCUGCAACUAUAAUUAGAAAUUUAUAGCAUUGCUUGCGACCUUGUUCGAUUUGGUUAUAUUUUUUUAUGGAUAAGUCAAGUUAAUAUAUUCUUUAUUCAAAUAGGCCUAGCAACAAGUACUUUUAAAUCGUCAAAUUUUACAAAUAUCAUCUUAAUCUAAAUAUCAGAGCGAUUUAUUGAUGCAGUUAUUAUUGUUCUAAAAAAACAUUGAAUUAUUAUAGAUAUGGUAAACUUAAUAAUAAGAAUUUCACAAAAGGAUCGUCAAACACCAAAAUCGUAUAAAAAUACUAGUCUAGAAACUUUCUAGAAUAAAAUCUAAAUGUCAAAAAAUACGGUAUUAUCAAUUUCAUCAUUAUUAACAUAACAAUAUAAAAAAAAACUUUUGUUUUAUUUAAUCGUAUGUUAUAUAAAAUGAAAGCUUAUUUUAUAUAUAAUCUGACUGUAAUAGGUUGCCUUAUUAAAAAGUUGGUCGAAUCCAUGGUUGCCUAGAUUGACCGAUUUUUAUCUAAAACAAAAUAAGCUUUCAUUUGAUAUAAUAUACAAUUAUAUAACAAAAAAAAUUGUCCGUAAGCAAUUUAACUAGGCAACCUAUUUCCGAUGUGUCAAUGUGUUAUAACGUAUCUUAGACCAUCUACUUUCAAGACGUCAAGUGCAUGUUCAGAUAUUUUUGAACGCUUUCUGAGGUGGCUCCGAUAGAUCUGAUGGCGAUGUAACUAGUGGCCUUACUUAGGUACCCGACUUGUAACACUUUGUACCGCUAGAGUUCACACUCGAAGGCCGAGAAAUCGAGGAACCUGCACUCGAAAUUGCUCCGAUUUCGAGCGUUGGCAACAAUACAAGGUGUAAAAAAAGUGGGGACACGAUUAACUUAUAUUUGGUAUUCUAAUUAGGAAAAUGUGGGAGAAAAUACUUUUUUGACCCGAACAAUGUUUGGCCUUUUGUAUGAAGAGUUGGUCGACUUGGACGACAUGCCAUAGAAAAAGUUUUUUUUUUGUCAAAAAAUUAUUUUAAUACUUUUUUGUGCUCAGCGAACACUUUAACGGAUCCCCAGUUUUUGUUGCAUCUUGUAUAUUUAUGUUCUUGCAGAAAGCGAAACGAAGUUGCCGCUUUCCGGUUCCGUCGAACAGAAAAAUAGUAUACACACCUCGACCAGUAAAUAAAGCCUCAGAUAACAUGUUUGUCGAGACAUUUCUUACUUUAAUGCUCUAGGUACAUAAAAUAGUAUUGUCAAGUAACAACCAAAAGUCACUAAUAGAGUAAUAGCAAAAGAGUGACCAUAUAAAAAUCAACCUUAUUUUGCUACUUGUAAGGUUCACGAUGGCUCUGUAUUCAUGGGCGCAGGCAGGUACAGGCAGUGGGGGCAGCCGCCCCCCUCCCACUCCUGGAGCUAAAUUUUUUAUACUUUUAUGCUCCUCUUCGGCGUCUCCCCUCCCGAUAGCCCUCUGGCGAUAGCAACUUGCCCCCCCGCUCCUACUUCACUCUUACUUCAAUCAACCUUAUUUUAAUGAACCAUGGGGUACAUGGGCUAUGAACUUGUGGUGGUAAUUAUAGUGAGUUUUGCUUAUCACCUGACGAUAUUGUAAUUUUAUUGAGUUUUCGUUGUGACCUUCUAGUUCGUGUCAUCCACAAUGACGCGUAGAUUUGUCAAAUUUAACCUUGAAUUACAUGACAUAACGGGUCAAAGCACGCGUCUUCGUGAAUGACACGAUCUAUAAGAUUUAUAACCGAAUUAUAUGUUUAAAACAAAUUUAUAUUAAAGUAAAUUCACUUAUUGAAGUAGAGUCGUGUGCAGAUCAUUUUGAACACUUUUUUCGUGUGAAUAUUUCUGUUGCCCGGUGCGCAGUGAAACAUAAUUAAGAAUAAAUAAGUCAAAUAGAAGCAAAGUCAGUAACAUCCUCUUCAACUAACACUUAAGACUUAUAAGUUUGGGAUUAUCUAUAUAUUAUGUCACAGCAACAAGGGGAGGAGGGGGUCAUGCCAAAUAGAGAUCAUGAGAUAGAAAAAAGCGUGGAUAGGGGGGUGAAGAACUGGAAAUGGAUGACGCCUUUGCAAUAGAGAGUAUUACUGCAAUGAGCUGCCGCCGGAGUGCUGCACUAGCAUCUUUCGUAAACCAUAGAGUAACUUAUACAUACUGUGCCUUAAACUGUUUUUUGACAAGUUUUCACAGAUAAUAAAAUAUGACCUUGUUGCAUCAAGGCGGUUUGUUUACAAAGGGCCUACCGGGAAACGCGAAAAUCGAAAUUUAGUUAUCUACCUCGUUAUCGCUCGAAUAUGCAAGAGUGAUAGAGAGGUUAGAUAACGAAAUUUCGAUUUUCUUGUUUCGCGGUAGACCCUCAGAUUGUGAUGGAUUGUGAAAGUGGCGCCCCCUAAGUAGAGUUUCGCGUAAUAUUCCCUGUUAAAUAUUUCUUCUGUUGAAGUAGACGGUGCUGAUUUCGCUUCUUUAUGACUCGUAUCUUGUAAAUUGAUUGCAAUAUGAUUUGAGGUUCAUUGCACAUACAUAAAUGAUCUCCGUUGCACUUUUAAUAUCAAAUGUAAGUAUUAUGAAAGUUAUAUAUAACCUAAUUUACGAGUAUAUACACUUAAUAGCAAACUUAAACAGGUCAUGUCGUAAAGAAACUUGUUGGAAAAUGGAUCAUAUAAACGAUCCAAUGCCCUCAAAUGUAUGUAUAAUAUUUAUAGAUAGCAAAUAGUUUGCUAAACUUAACGACAAAAUCGCACACAUUUCGCCAGUUGACUUCGAAAAAUUGGGAAUAAAAUGUGGCGAAGACCGUCUAUAAGGGAAGACCGUUUACAAGCUAUUUCGUCGCUUUUAUGCGUUUGUACACAUACUCCACUUACAAAAGGUCAGUAUAGUAGAGAGCAGAUAGAGUAAAUGAGUAAAGCUUUUCCUUUCUGUGUGUGCGAUGUACGUAUACAAAUACGAGAUGUCUUGCCGUAUAACGGUCUUACCUGCUAUGAAUUUUAUAAGGUGCGGCUUUACGGGCGCAUUUUUAUCACUUGUCACUAUGCCUGUCACUUUCGCACUUACAUACUUGUUAGAACGUGAGAGGCAUGGCGACAAGCGAUAAAAAUGCGUCCGUGCUACCGCCGCUGGUCUGCCUCACAUUGACCUAUAUUACAAUUUACCGAUCUCGCAAUUCUUAUUUUAGAUUCCGAAUUUAUUAAAGUAUUUCUAUGACUUGAGCAUACUAUUAUAUUUUUUUUAUUUACUAGAUUUACAUUCCAAAGAAUUUAUUAUUACUAUUUUCAUGAAAUAAUUCCAUUGGGUUUGUACAGUAACUUGGUGUAAAUAACUAAAUGAACAAAUCAGAAAACUUCUACUGGUCCUUUUAUAUCUUCAAAAAUAAUAAUUAAUUUAUUGAAAUUCUUGAAACCCUUGAAAUUGAAAUUCUUGAAACUCUUGAAAUUGAAAUUCUUGAAAAGUUUUAUUGGAACAUAAGUAUAGAAGUAUUUUGAUUUGUUAUUUAAUUGGUGCUGCUGUAUAGGCUAUGAUAUAUCAUACAUGUAAUGAAAUAUGUUUUUUACUAUUUUGACUACCAAAUAAACACAAUAAAUGAA